AUGUUUCUUCCGUGCGUCUGUCUUCUUCUUUCUGUUCUUCUGUCGUAUAUAGGGAUUGUACUACACGGAAUUUACAGCCUAGCUAGAAUACAAAUUGAUGCAAGGGACCGAUUAGUAACUGAAAAAGAGUCGCACGAUGAGUCUGAAAGAAUUGUUAGACAGGUUUUAAUGUACACUACAGUAAUUAUAAUAUUUAUUGUCUCGAUAAAACACUCAAAGAGUUUCCUUCACAUGGAUCCUUUAAAUUAUGUCUGCAUUUAUUUGCUAUUGAAUAACAGAACACAUGAAUACACCCCGAGUAUACUCCAGACAAUUCAGUCAAAUCUAUUUGAAACAACAGUUAUUUACGUAAUCUGCAGGAAAAAAGGUCUCUCUACUGGUAUGGACUUACUAUUAGAUCUAUUUAUAUCUAGGUACAAUGUAUUAGAACAAGCACGUUCUAAUGGUUGCAGCCAAGAGAUUUUAACGCACAAAUUUAAUAGAAGUAUUUUCAUACAUACAGUAAGCUAUCUUGUGAAAAGAACAUGCAUGCAUUUGCUGCUUAACUGGGACAGUGCAAUAUUCCUUAGAUCUAUUUUUAUGGUUGAGCACAGAAAUAUGAAUGAAUCUGAAUAUUUCUAUGUUUUAGUUCUAUUCCUGCAAGAAUUGCAUUUUAAAAGGGUGCUUGCAUUUGUAAUGUGCAAAUAA
Messenger RNA from Nematocida ausubeli, 687 nucleotides. RefSeq lists its product as uncharacterized. Lineage: Eukaryota; Fungi; Microsporidia. The record is from RefSeq and is a predicted model, not a curated record. The transcript has a single exon. The coding region runs from base 1 to 687 and encodes 228 amino acids.